AGCAAAAUGGAUCGGAGAAGCGUGCUCUCUCUCGCAGUGAUCUGCAUUGUCAUUGCAGGCGUCGGCGGUCAAUCUCCGGCGGCUUCUCCGUCCAAGUCACCAGCCACUCCGGCUGCGUCACCGGCGCAGGCACCUUCCAAACCUAAAUCACCAGCUCCGGCUGCCUCUCCUAAAUCGUCGCCUCCUGCUGCAUCUCCCAAGGCGGCAACACCAGCAUCAUCUCCCAAACCUGCGUCGCCGGCUUCAUCUCCAGCAUCUUCUCCGUCAAAGGCUGCGGCGGCACCAGCUCCAGCUAGCAAACCUCCAGCAGCGACUCCAAAGAGCUCCCCCCCGGCACCAGUUCCGGUUUCUUCUCCCCCUGCUCCUGUUCCAGUUAGCUCACCGCCAGCCAAAUCUCCUCCAGCACCUGCACCGACUACUCCUCCGGCGAGUUCUCCUCCAGCACCAGUUGAGGCACCGACAGCUGAGGUCCCCGCUCCGGCACCGAGCAAGUCCAAGAAGAAGAAGAAGGGAAAGAAGCACCAUGCGCCAGCACCAUCACCGUCAUUGCUAGGACCACCCGCACCACCCGUUGGAGCUCCGGGACCCAGUGAAGAUGCAGUCUCUCCCGGCCCAGCAUCUGAGAACGAUGAGAGUGGAGCAGCAAGCAUCAUGUGCAUGGAGAAGUUGUUGGGAUGCUUAGCAUUGGGCUGGGCUACCCUUGUUUUGAUCCUCUAGAGGCUUCGCUCGAUCGCUGUCUCAAUAUUCUUGUAUCUUUGGUUUUUUUUUUUAGUUAUCAUUUGAAGCCCCAUUUGGGCUUACAUUUAAUUUAUUGACUUUUGUUACCUUGAAACGCUUAUUAUUCUGUUGCAAAUGAUGUCGUCUAUAUUGUUAUUAUUUUUCCAGUUAAUUCAAAUGCUGCUGUUCAUCGGUGAUUUAUUA
Messenger RNA from Neltuma alba, 921 nucleotides. Its product is annotated as lysine-rich arabinogalactan protein 18. NCBI's taxonomy places the organism in Eukaryota, Viridiplantae, Streptophyta, Magnoliopsida, Fabales, Fabaceae. The coding region runs from base 7 to 717 and encodes 236 amino acids. The record is from RefSeq and is a predicted model, not a curated record. The transcript has 2 exons. Gene Ontology annotation, cellular component: plasma membrane.